CGUCGGCGACAUCGGAUGGUGCGGGAUUCGAAAGCACAAACUUUCAACUUAAACAUCAUGGGCUCAGACAAAGAUGACAAGCCACCUCUUAAGAGAUACAGGCGGGAGGAGUCAGCCAGCUCUGACUCAGACAUAGAUGACUACAAACCUUAUGUUCCUGUGCGGGAGCGCAAGAAGGAGGUGAUCAGCCGCCUUUCCCGCGUGCUGCAGCUUCAGGACGAGGACCGGCGCAGCGGCCGCUCCAGCGAAGCGGAGAAAGAGUCGGACGGAGCGGAAAAUCAGGAGAAGCCACAAGAGGAAGACGGGGAGGAGGACAUUCAGGCGAUGGCCAGGAAAGCUAACAUAUCCCUUCUGGAUCAGCAUACAGAGCUGAAAAAGAAGGCGGAGGCCAAGAAAGAGAGCGACAUCGAGAAGCAGCUGAAGGAGGAGCAGAAGCUGCUGGAGAACGUGGCUGAGAAGCGGGCUCUGAUGGCGGCCGCCGAGCUGGCCAAGGGCAUCGAGUAUACGGAGCCCAUCAAGACCAGCUGGCGCGCCCCGUCGGCCGUGCUGGAGAUGCCAGAGGCGCGUCACGCGCGUGUCCGCCGCCGCCACCACAUACUCGUCGAUGGCGACAAUGUGCCGCCGCCGCUCAAGACCUUCGAGCAGAUGAAGUUCCCGGCCGCCGUGCUCAAGGUGCUGCGCAAGAAGAACAUCGUCAAGCCAUCGCCGAUCCAGAUCCAGGGGCUGCCGGCUGUCCUCGCCGGCCGGGACAUCAUCGGCAUCGCCACCACCGGCAGUGGCAAGACGAUGGUGUUCGUCCUGCCGCUCGUCAUGUUCUGCCUGGAGCAGGAGAAGCGCAUGCCGUUCAUGAGCGACGAGGGACC
Pollicipes pollicipes is the source of this 863-nucleotide messenger RNA. RefSeq names its product ATP-dependent RNA helicase abstrakt (gene abs). NCBI's taxonomy places the organism in Eukaryota, Metazoa, Arthropoda, Thecostraca, Pollicipedomorpha, Pollicipedidae. Gene Ontology annotation, biological process: mRNA splicing, via spliceosome. Gene Ontology annotation, molecular function: RNA helicase activity; nucleic acid binding; ATP binding. The record is from RefSeq and is a predicted model, not a curated record.